AUACCCCUCUGAUCCCUCUCUUAAGGCCGGGGCGGCAGCUGCGGGAGAUUAGACGAGGCGAGGACACCAACGCGCAGAUAUCUGGUUUGGACUGGAGACCGAUUGUGACUUGAUUCAGAAUUCCAAAGAUAAGUUUUUACGAGAGAGUCUAUGUUUUUAAAUGUGAGCGGUCUAUGCUAAUCCCGCUUUGGCGAUGAGUUGUUUCGGAUACCGCCGGGAGCUGAGCAAGUACGAAGACGUGGACGAGGAUGAGCUCCUGGCGUCACUCAGCCCCGAAGAGCUGGCCGAGCUGGAGAAGGAGCUGGUGGACAUCGACCCCGACGCCAACGUGCCCAUUGGGCUACGACAGAGGGACCAGACCGACAAGACCCCGACCGGGACCUUCAGCAGAGAGGCCCUCAUGAAAUAUUGGGAAGCCGAGACCCAGAAAAUCCUAGAAAAUGAAAUCGCUGGAACCAGCCCUAAAACGGAUGAAGACGACGAGGGAGUGACAGACAGAAAAAGCGAAUCAGAGGACGAAAAGGAUGACGGAAGCGAGAAAGAGCAACAACAGCAAAAAGAGGAGGAAGAAGAGGAGGAUGAAGAGGAGGAUGAAAGCGAAGAGGAGGAGGAGGAGGAGGAGGAGGUCGUAACAGAAGAGGACGAAGAAGACGACGACGAAGGGGAAAAAGCUCACGUGGAGCCCGUAUUGCCGCCGACGCCUGUCAACGUCCCCCAGCAGCUGAAGCCGCAGAGGGCGGAGCCUGUCAGACUGACUCCUCCCCCUCAACCUGCAGACCCUAACGCCAACGGGAACCCCACCGUCGUGGACGAGGCCCUGCAACGAUCGCUCAGCGACGACCCCGAGCUUACGGAAGUUAACUUGAACAACAUCGACGACAUCUCACAGGAGACUCUUAUCCGAUUCGCGGAAGCUCUGAGGCCCAACACGCACGUGCGCGUCUUCAGCCUUGCCAAUACCCACGCGGACGACCCGGUGGCUCUGGCCAUCGCCAAGAUGCUGCGGGAGAACUCGUCCAUCGUGAGCCUCAACAUCGAGUCCAACUACGUGAGCGGGAAGGGCGUCCUGGCGCUGGUUCAAGCCCUGCCAGGAAACAACACCCUGACCGAGCUCCGAUUCCAUAACCAGAGGCACAUCUGUGGAGGACAGGUAGAGAUGGAGAUGGUGAAGAUACUUCGGGAAAACCACACCUUGAUCAAGCUGGGCUACCAGUUUAAUCUACCUGGUCCCAGGAUGAGCAUGACGGGAAUCCUCACCAGGAACCAGGACCGUCAGAGGCAGAAACGACUGCAGGAGCAGAGGCAACAGCAGCAACAGGGGGCGCCGGAAGGAGCCACCAACCCCCGGACCACUGCACUGCGAGGAACACCCUGCAGCUCACCUAGAUCCUCUCCUUGGUCCUCUCCUAAAGUCCCGCGCAGCAACCUGGCUAAGAAACAGACACCUCCUGCACCUCCACCACCGCCUCCGCCUCCUCCACCACCACCACCACCCCCUCCUCUGCCACUGCUUCCCUCUCGUCAGGAGAAGAAGAAGCCCACCCGGACCAUCGCGGAGGUGAUCAAAUCCCACGAGGCGAGCAGCAAGAAGUCCAAGACCAAAGGGAAGAAGGGCAAGAAGGGCAAGGCCAAGGACGAGACCACCUGCAUCCUGAAGGAGCUGAAGAACGCGCUGAGGCCCGUGGCGGCGGAGAGGCGGGGGGAGGAGGGCAGCAGGCCGUCCACGCCCAUGAGGUCGGCCCACGACCAGCUGAUGGACUCCAUCCGGAACAGCAGCAUCCGCAGCCUGAGGAAGGUGAGGGAAACAUUCAUUUCACUAUCAGGCCAAGCUUGCACAUAUUUAUGUUACAUAUAUACUUAGCAAGUUUUUUAGUAAGAAAACUAACACUCUACAGCAUUGUACUUUAUACAAACAUACAGUAAUAACAUUAAUGAAUGGUUUGUGCGUCGUGAUUUCAUGCUUCAAUGCCCGUUGACAUUUUGCUGCUCCUUCUGGUAUGUGGACAUUGGCCACCAGGGGGUAGUGCAAUGCAUGCAGACACACUACACGCAGAUUUGAUGACGAACACUGUCACAAUUAAGCUCCAAUAAUAUCAGUCGAUGUUCGCAGAGGAUAAAGAAUAGAUGCCUGUGAGUAUUGUUGUAUCUUCUGUCUGCAUGUUUGGUUCUUGCUUGUGUUUGAAUAUAAAUUGGUUUAUAAUUGUAUCCUAAUUACUGCGACAUUGAUGCCUGUUUCGUUAGCUCGUUUAUGGCAUUUUGUAUUGUGUGUUAGCAUUAAGUUUUUUGACGUUCGUAAGCUAGAGAGACGUAGUUUGGUUAAAUACAAAACGUGUAAUUCUUUGUUGAUGUUGACGUUUGCUGCUUCAUAUUAAACAACAAUAACAAUAUUCACAUUGUUUAGUUGAACUCAAAACCGUCACUUGAGUACGUACACACAUUGAUUCAGGAAAAAGUAACAUUUUCACCAAAGAUGGGGAGACGGACUCCCAAAUGCAUCUUAAGUCGAAUCAAUGGUCUCCGCUAAAAACUUGUAGCUCUUUUAAAAUGAGGCGAGUGUGUUGUUAUCUCGCGGCUUGUCACAGUGGAAAAAAAGUCAGCUCUGCCCCCAGCUGCGAAAUUCCUGCCACUUAUUGCUGCUAUUCAUAGCCAAGUGUUCAGCAGAGGUUUGAUAAAGGCAGACGUAGCAACAACACAAACACUGUCAGUUGACGCUGAAGUGCAAAUCUUUGCUUCAGAAUUAUUGAUAUUUUCUUACAGGUUGAACUCCCGUUACACCUACGAUAAUAUAGAAGAAAGAAGAAGUUGCCAUGGUAACUGGCUUUGACACAGGAAGAGCAACAGUGGUUUAAAAAAAAAAAAAAAGUGGGAUUUUUUUUUUUGCCCUGGUACAAACGAUCUAUUUUGUAACUUUAUUUUAUUUUUAAAAACUUAAAAGUUUGUUUAUUGAUAUUUUUUUUUUCUUGUCAACUUGUAAAUAUGAUGUGCUCUUGUUUGAUUGAAUGAAGUGUUCAUUUCUAAAUACA
Phyllopteryx taeniolatus (common seadragon) is the source of this 3023-nucleotide messenger RNA. RefSeq names its product leiomodin 2 (cardiac) b (gene lmod2b). The coding region runs from base 194 to 1861 and encodes 555 amino acids. The transcript has 5 exons. The record is from RefSeq and is a predicted model, not a curated record. NCBI's taxonomy places the organism in Eukaryota, Metazoa, Chordata, Actinopteri, Syngnathiformes, Syngnathidae. Gene Ontology annotation, biological process: myofibril assembly; muscle contraction; pointed-end actin filament capping. Gene Ontology annotation, cellular component: striated muscle thin filament; myofibril. Gene Ontology annotation, molecular function: tropomyosin binding; actin binding.